GCUCCACUUAAGACGGUUGCAUUUCUUCGGUUUGCUAUAAGUACAAUCGUCUCCUUUAUCUGUACAGCCAUCGCAAUCCUCCCUAUAUAAAUUCAGCCCCCAGCUCAAUCCGAAAUAAUUCUAUUCCUUGCACACGUGUAUAACAUAAGCAUAUUUGUUACAAAUCUUCCAAAAAGGUACAUCCAUACUGUUCAACUUUGGCCCUUUUCUAGGGUGCUAAAUAUCUUGCCUUUUCAAGGGAAACUUAAUAAAGGCUGUUUGCACCCACGUACAUGUACAGGUUGUAUCUUGACUCCAAGAAAAUGCCCACAUCCGAACAUCUUACCAUCAUAAAAGGCAAUUCUUGUUGAGGAUAUUUGCAACUUUUAUAAUCAAUAUCGAGAGACAUCUUAACAUGCAGCUAAACUACUCGCAACUCAAAUGCUUACUUGUUUUUCCAGAUAUUCAACGAGAGUGAAACAGAUUAGCGUGGAUAAAACUGGAAACACACAUACGUACAUACACAUUGCUUGAAGUGUUGAAGCCAGGGUUAUAAACCGCAUUUCCUCUCAGCCAGGGACAUCCAUUCGAAGAAGAGAGGUACAUACGCCUGUGGCCACCAAUCGUUCUGUAUAACAUUAUAUGGGUCUCAUAGGAAAAUCGUAAAAGUAAAUUUACUUUUAGCGAGUAUAUUGUGAUUAAAAGUUGGAUGGCGACUUUCAAGUACGCCUACGCAGUAUUGAGUAUACUCACCUUCACAUGAUGCUUGGGAACGCGCUAGCGAAGCGACUACACAAAUCAUAUCGUGCGCGUGGCUCGAAUCUAGUUCCAUUGCACGUGUAUUGCCGAUUAUCUACCACUGAUUUUACGACAUCAACGAGCCGAGUCUAACGAAGGCGAACAUUUUUCAGCAGCUGUCAGCUGCUUACAUUCGAGGUACAGCCGGCAACAGCUAGUGGUAGCUCAUUACUUUCUCAUAAAUGGUACCGAGUUUCAGUUUUAAAUAAAUGGUCAAACCUUCACAAAUGGAUUGCGAAGUUCUAAUCAAUGCAGUUCAAGAGCGCCCUGCCGUUUGGGACAUCGCAAAUAAGCACCAUCAUAAUCGCCAUAUUCUGGAUAAACUGUGGGACGAGAUACGGAGAAAAGUCGGAAGCUCAAAAGACAAAUGCCGAAGGAAGUGGAAAUACUUGAAGGACCGGUUCCGAACCGAACUACGCAAGGAACGUAUCUUUAUUCGUUCAGGAAAAUCCGAAACAUAUGAGUUCAAAACGAAAUUCGUGUACUUCCACCAAAUGUCUUUCAUGCGAAGUCAAAUGUGGGUUGGCAAAACCGAAGAUCAGUUCCUUGAUUAUCCAACGCUCGACCAACCAGACUUGGAAUACGAUGAGACUAAUAUAACAAACAAUUUAUAUGACGAUGGUUAUCGAGAGGAAUCUCCUGAGGGUAAUGGAUAUGUCCAUAGCAAUAUCAACCAUCGAGUAGCUGCUGUCGAGGCUGGUACCAGUGCACCCCCUCAAACGCAGACCGAUGAUAGUAGGAUACCCAAACUCACACUUAAAGUACACAGAAAAGUUAAUAGGCGAAAAAUAGCCAAACGUUUCCUGCAAAUUGAAGAAAGGAAGGCUGAAUUGUUGGAAAAAAUCGAAAUGGAACGAAAUCAACCUAAAGAUUCAGAUGAUUUGUUAUUUUUCAAAAGUUUGCUUGGGUUCAUGGAUACAUUUACUCCAGCGCAGAAUUUACGCGUUCGAAAUAAAAUUCAGGCCGUAAUAUUCGAGGAGAUUAACGAGAGCGCUAGCUACUAUCCAAUUAACGAAAAGUUCCAUAUGUGAUAAUGAAUAAAUAGCUUUUGUAUAUACAUAGAAUUUCUAAGAUAUGUGUGCUGCUAGAUAAAAAGAAUUGGAAUAUUGAAUUAAAGUGUGAAGGAAAGUAGAUAUGAUAAUUUCAAAUUCAUACCGUGUUUGUAUAUUGUUACAAAUUUCAAGUAAUCAUCGAAGGUACAGAAACCCCCAUGUAAACAACAAACUUCUCUGGAAUAAUCGAAUAAGGCUACUUGUUGAAUCAGGGUUAAACAGAUCACAUAUGUAUAUUAUGUUGUUAAUCAAUUAUGUUAUAUAUUUCCAAAUAGAAUCUACAUUAUGAAUUGAUACGAGUAAGAUAGAUAUAAAAAUAUGAAUUUAUAGUAGCGAUAAGAUAAGAGUUGUCAAUUAAAAAUUUUCCAUAGAACAUUAA
Hermetia illucens (black soldier fly) is the source of this 2208-nucleotide messenger RNA. RefSeq lists its product as uncharacterized. Gene Ontology annotation, molecular function: DNA binding. NCBI's taxonomy places the organism in Eukaryota, Metazoa, Arthropoda, Insecta, Diptera, Stratiomyidae. The transcript is spliced from 3 exons. The record is from RefSeq and is a predicted model, not a curated record. Gene Ontology annotation, biological process: regulation of transcription by RNA polymerase II. Gene Ontology annotation, cellular component: nucleus; transcription regulator complex. The coding region runs from base 987 to 1808 and encodes 273 amino acids.